CGGAUCAUGGGAAAAGCCAAAGAUGUCGGCUCAGUCAUGUGAUCAGCUGUGUCCAAUCACAGCUGAUCACAUGGCACUGAUCAGUGUGCCCUGAUGAUCAGUGUGGCCCCAGAAGUGCCACCUGUCAGUGCUCAUCAGUGCCACAUGCCAGUGCCCAUCAGUGCCACGUGCCAGUGCCCAUCAGUGCCACAUCAAUGCCACAUAUUAGUGCAUACCAGUGCACAUCAAUGCCACAUAUCAGUGCCCAUCUGAGCUGCCUUUCAAUGUCACCCAUCAGUGCCAGUCAGUGCCACCUAUCAAUGCCAACAGUGCCACCUAUCAGUGCUGCCAAUAAGUGCCACCUAUCAGUGCCAGUCAGUGUCGCCUAUCAGUGCGCAUCAGUGCCAGUCAGUGCCGCCUAUCAGUGCCAGUCAGUGCCGCCUAAAAGUGCCAAUCAG
Staurois parvus is the source of this 437-nucleotide messenger RNA. Lineage: Eukaryota; Metazoa; Chordata; Amphibia; Anura; Ranidae. The record is from the annotation of a GenBank genome assembly.